GGUGCUAAGGUUGCACAACUGUAGAUAUUUGUUAUGAUUUGCAAAACUGAGGGAAGACAUCAAACGUUAUUUUUAUUCUGUAAACAGAGAUGAAACUGGAUAGGAAUUGCUGACUGAGGAUGCUCAUACAACAUUGUAUGAUAGUGUUACUUUGGUCAGCCAUACAAGUAUCAACUGUGUUCUGUGCACCUGCACUAAGAUCACUGCACAAAUGCAUUAAAGAUUCAGUAUUUGGGUCUGGUUUAAACCCGGCGAAAUACAUUACGAAAUUAAAAUUUCAACUUAACUCUUCAUUCUAAUUCAGAUCAGUAUCGCGAUGCCUAAUUGCUAAAAACACAUAAACUGAGAACUAGAGAUUUGGUAUUCAUAGCCGGAGCUUACCGAAGUUAGAGUGGCCAGCCAAUGCUGUCAUAGCUCAUAUUUCAGCAGUCAGAAGUAACUAUUGGGUGUAGCCGGUGCGUAUAAGUGGUUUUUUCACUUAACCCAUUCAUAAACUCUCUAGAAAUGAUUCCAAGUUGUGGCAUUGUUCCACAACUGAAAAUGGUUGCAGCUUGUAAGACAUGCCCACAUGCAUCAAAUUUUGUUGUUGGUCUUUCACGUGAAACUAGUGAUCGUUAAUCCGGAGGUGCUCCUAGCAACUGUACAUUUGCACUUGUAUAUAUUCAGUCUAUUGGACAGAUGCAACACAUAUUCAGUAGUUAGCUCACAUAGUCUGCUCAUUGGACAAAUGCACUUGUAGUCAGAGCUCAUCCAAGUCGUACUGUCCAAACCAGGAGCACCGCGGUCCAGAUUCCAGAUGAUCACUCAGCCAGUCAGCGUCGGCCGUACUGGUGCCGCCUGCGUCGAUCUUUGCCUCUGCCUGAGUCCAGGCCCGGAGACAUCUCGCCGGAACUGCCACGAUCCCUGCUGCCUGACCCACCGCGUUCCCGAGUCCCGACCACUGACCGCUGCGGCGGUGGUGCGCAUCCUCCUCUUCUCCUGCAUACUAUUCCAUAUUCUCCGUGCUUCUGGUUUCAAAGCGAGGAAGAUCCAUUCGUCGUUGAUGGAGCUGUGUCCCUAACUCUUAAUACAACUCUUACGAACCGAUUGCCAUUCUGCAAAGACCCAGCUGGUCCAAGACAAUCACGUUCCUCUCCCGGGCCACACAAUCUUCUUGGAAACCCGUCCCAGGCCUCGCCGGUCGCGACAUUGAAGUUUGAACGGAGGCGCGCGGCCGGCAAGCUACGCACAACUUGGGCCACCAGCUUCGCCUCACUUCGUUAGCCAUGGGUCUCUUCCUACACCGCCGCCUGGCCCCGCCGCCGCUUCUCCUCGCCAUCUUGGUUGCCGCUUCUUCCCAUGGCGCGUCUUCCAGCGCGGACGACGGCUACGACGCCUCCAUGUGCGUGCGGCAGCCUUACACCUGCGGCGGCGUCAGCAUCAAGUACCCGUUCUACAGCAGGACGGGAGCUCUGCUGGGGAGCGCCAGCUCGUACUGCGGCUACCCCGGCCUGGAGAUCCAGUGCGAGGAAGGCCAGGCGUUCCUGGAACUCCAAAGCGGCAACUACACGAUCUCGCGCAUCGACUACGACGACCUCACAGUCCGGCUUGUUGAUCCUGAGGUCCUCGACGGGAGAAGCUGCCCCAGAGCCGACCACAACGUGACGUUCCGGAACGUCUCGUGGCUGUACUAUCCUAGCACCACGGUCGACUACCUCCUCUUCUUCAUCAACUGCAACUUCCUCUCCGACUUGUCUCGGCCGUCAAGCUCGAACUCCACCGCCUGCAAAUUCGAUGUCGGGCAGGCGUCGACCGGGAUGUCCUUCGUGUUCUUGGAGCAAGACGUGCCGUACCCGAACAUGAACUGGUGGCGGUCGUGCAGCGACGUUAUCGAAGUGCCCGUGCUCAAAUCUGGUCUCCCUUCCGAUUCACGAAAUGAUCCCACAUGGAAGAACGGUGGGUAUGGCAGCAGCCUUCGUGACGGAUUCCAGUUGGCGUUGAAUCAGAGCCAGAAGCUUCAGGCGUGUGCCCAGUGCGAGCAGUCGGAGGGGACGUGCGGCCACAACCAGACGGGGGCAUUCGUAGCCUGCUUGUGCUCCGACGGCCGAGUCGGCCAUCCCAAUUGCACCACCGAUUCUUCCGGGCAUGGAAAGAGAAUUAAAUUGUAUAUUGUUGCAAGCACAUCUGGCCCUCUACUGCUGUGUUUACUUAUUCUUGUGUUCUUCUUGACUUGGAAAUAUGGAUUGCUGCCCUAUAAAUCAAAGCAUGAACCAAGGAUUGAGUCCUUUCUGCAAAAGAACGGGAACCUAUAUCCAAAAAGAUACACUUAUGCAGAUUUGAAAAGAAUGACGAGAUCAUUUUCUGUGAAGCUAGGUCAAGGUGGAUUUGGUGCUGUAUACAGAGGCAGCCUCUCUAAUGGCUGCCAGGUAGCAGUUAAGAUGCUAAAGGACACUAAGGGUGAUGGAGAGGAAUUUAUGAAUGAGGUGGGUAGCAUUAGCAGAACCUCUCAUGUCAAUGUUGUUACACUUUUAGGAUUUUGUUUGGAAGGAUCCAAAAGGGCUCUCAUUUACGAGUACAUGCCUAACGGUUCACUGGAAAGGUAUGCCUUCAGCAGCAGUAUGAAUAAUGAAAAUACACUAAGCUGGGAGAAAUUAUUUGACAUAGCUAUUGAUAUUGCUAGAGGACUUGAAUAUCUCCACCGAGGAUGCAAUACUCGCAUUGUGCAUUUUGAUAUCAAACCCCACAACAUUCUACUAGAUCAGGAUUUCUGUCCUAAGAUCUCUGAUUUUGGAUUGGCCAAGCUAUGCCUAAAUAAAGAGAGUGCAAUAUCCAUUGCCGGUGCAAGAGGAACAAUAGGCUAUAUUGCCCCUGAGGUCUAUUCAAAAAGAUUUGGAACGGUAAGUAGCAAAUCUGAUGUCUAUAGUUAUGGAAUGAUGGUACUUGAGAUGGUUGGGGCAAGGGACAAGAAUAUCAAUGCAGAUAGUGAAUCUAGUCGCCAGUAUUUCCCUCAGUGGAUCUAUGAACAUGUAGAUGAAUACUGCAUCAGUGCUUCUGAGAUUAAUGGUGAGACCACAGAGCUUGUGAGAAAGAUGAUAGUGGUUGGUCUGUGGUGCAUACAAGUGCUUCCAACUGAUCGGCCAACAAUGACUAGAGUCGUCGAGAUGCUAGAGUGCAGCACAAGUAAUCUGGAGUUGCCACCAAAGGUGCUCUUGAGUUGAUAAGGACCAUAUGUUCCUAAUAAAGUGUAGCUCACUGGCACCUGGCCGGUUGCACAAGUGCAAAUAUUUGCUGUACAUUGAAAAAUUACCGCUGCUCCGCUAUGUCCAUCGCUCCAUCCAUCACUCAUCAU
Messenger RNA from Panicum hallii, 3328 nucleotides. Its product is annotated as LEAF RUST 10 DISEASE-RESISTANCE LOCUS RECEPTOR-LIKE PROTEIN KINASE-like 2.5. Lineage: Eukaryota; Viridiplantae; Streptophyta; Magnoliopsida; Poales; Poaceae. Bases 1266 to 3197 code for a protein of 643 amino acids. Gene Ontology annotation, biological process: protein phosphorylation. The record is from RefSeq and is a predicted model, not a curated record. The transcript has 3 exons. Gene Ontology annotation, molecular function: polysaccharide binding; ATP binding; protein kinase activity.